UCUAGUUGAUCGAGUGUAGAAGUACUUGUGAUCGUGAUAUUGUGAACAGAUUUUGUUUUGUUUGCUUGAAGCACGUUCUAAAAGAAAACCGCGAGUAUAUAAACGUAAAACAAACGACAAUCAUUUGUGUACCUUAAAUAUGUAAAUUAAAAUGGAAAUUAGGCAAAACUACGAGAACUCAGCUAAAAUAAACUGGAUUACGGUGUUCAUCGUCAUAAUAGUUCUGCAAAACGUCGUAUACAUUUAUGCAAAAUUAUCAACUGAUAAUUCAACAGCAUUCACCGAGGCGUUGAGCAACAACUUGUCGCCUUACCAUGAGAAUCCAUUUAACAGUCAUCGUAACGGCAAUGAAGUCAACGCCAUAGAUGUGUGGCUAACGAGUGAUGUUAACCCAAAUGAUGAGUCGUUUAACAAGUUUAAUGGCAAUAGAGAUGACGAACAACUGUCCGAAGGAGAGCGAGCGGCGCACGAGAGCAAGAAUGGUGUAACAGAAAUGAUGGCAAAAGAAAAAGGAUAUUUGCAGAGUGGCAACACAAGCAAAAGCAAACAACAACUACUCACAGUAUUACAGCAAAACAAAUGUAAUGGGAAUGCUAAAACCACAACAACAAAAACAACAACAACAACAAUCAAGAAUAAAAAACAAGCAAACACUUUGAGUGACAAAGCCACUACGACGCCGAGGACGCUGACGACGAUGGUGACGAAAAAGAAUGCGGGCAUGUUGACAGCUUUGUCAAUGCGGGUCAACAAAAAUGAUUUCGACAAAGUGGAUGGUCGGAUAAAUGUGACGAGCAGAAAUCACACUGAAGCGGCGGCAGCGAGGAAAGUAAAGACAGCAACAGCAACUGUGAAAACAAAGCAACCUACGCCAACAACAACAACAACAGCAAAUUUUAAACGAAAUUCCAUUACCAGCAACAAUGGUAGUGGAAUUACAGCAAAGGGUGUGGGCUCCAGUGUCAACACAAGGCUCUACUACCACACCAAUGGUUUUCUGAAUCCAUUCGGACAAUUAGUCGCCUUCUUUGGCAGCGACCAAUUGCAUCUGCAGGACUAUACCUUCUUUUUCAAUGCCGAACGACAUACCGUUUUCCAUUUACAUACGUCCAACAACUAUUAUAACGGUAUUACGGAUAAAUCUAGUAGCCGCUUUUCUACAGUGUGGCCAACAUUCGCCGAAACGGUAGCUGCCGGCAGUGAGCGUAUAUUGAAUGUGGUCACAGAUCCUAUUGGCGCAGUGUUUGCUGUAAAUACACCGACAACAAUAAAAACAAAAACAUCAACAACAUCAUCAUCGGCAGUGAGCACAAAAAACACAGUGUCGAAUAGAACAGGAAUAACGAGCGCCUUCACAACUACUACCGCCUACACAGCACCACCGUCGCUACCGCCGCCAGCAACGAUCAAAGUCGAAGAGGUGCAGCUGUACAAUGGCCAAUCCUUGCGACAGUCACGUUUCAAUCCUUUCAAUCCCACACGCAUACUCGUUCACGGUUGGUUUGGCGGUGCCAAUGCUGGAGUCUAUCAGACGCUUGUACCAGCUUAUCUACGUCAAUAUGCGGGUAAUUAUAAUGUCUUCACCGUGGACUGGGGCCGUGGUGCCGUAACAGAUUAUCUCACUGCUAGCUAUCGUGUCAAGCCGGUGGGUAAAGUAUUGGCGAAAUUCAUCGAUUUUCUACAACGUGAAGCCGGCAUACGUUAUGAGGAUCUGCAUGUGAUCGGCUUUAGCAUGGGUGCACAUAUUGCCGGCAUAGCUGGCAAACAUGUACAAACCGGACGUUUGCCGGUGAUUUAUGCGCUCGAUCCAGCGUUGCCAUUUUUCCGUUAUGAAAAUUUUGACGAACGCGUAGCGAUCACCGAUGCCGAUUAUGUUGAGGUCGUGCACACGAGUGUCGGCUCGUAUGGCUAUGACCGGCCGUUGGGUCAUGUGGAUUUCUAUGUGAAUUAUGGUAGUGCACAGCCGGGAUGUUUUCUUAACGAGUGCAGUCACUUUCGUGCUUUUCAAAUAUUCGCUGAGUCAUUGCAGGCGAAGGACGGAUUCCAGGCGGAGGGUUGUGAUGUGAAACUCUGGCCGGAUUUGAUUAAGCAUAGACGUUGUCUAAUGGGCACAGGUAGGCGUAUGCGGCUGGGUGGUGAUCCGGUGAAUGUGACGGCGCUACGUGGACGUGGUGGGGUGUUCUACUUGGCGACCAAUGCGGUGCCGCCUUAUGCAAGGGAUGUGACGUAGCGAGAUGAUUAUUACUUGGCAUGAUGUACGGUUCGUGGAAAAAAAAGAAAUUGAAAAAAUAAAAGUGCACAAAAUGUCGUGUGUUUGGCAAAUUAAAAAUCGCAAUGAGCACGAAAAUGAAUG
Messenger RNA from Ceratitis capitata (Mediterranean fruit fly), 2353 nucleotides. RefSeq lists its product as uncharacterized. NCBI's taxonomy places the organism in Eukaryota, Metazoa, Arthropoda, Insecta, Diptera, Tephritidae. The transcript is spliced from 3 exons. Gene Ontology annotation, biological process: lipid metabolic process. The record is from RefSeq and is a predicted model, not a curated record. Bases 152 to 2230 code for a protein of 692 amino acids. Gene Ontology annotation, molecular function: lipase activity.